UAUUAUUUACCACUUCCAUCCAGCCUAUAUAGGGUACCUAUUUAGAUAAAAUUAUAUAAAAUAAAUUAUUUUGCUAUUCCAUCGCUACUUGAACACCACCAUGCAGUAUAUCAUAGUAACACAAUUAGAAACUACAGGACUAGUAUCUUGUAAGAUACAGGGUUUGAGCGACGCAGAUAGAAGAAGAUUAGAACAAGAUUUAACACAGGCAGGUUUUAUUUACGUAAUAAAAGAUAAUUUUAUGGAAAUUGAUAUUCAAGCUAUACAAGUGUUAAAUCUCCUGACUAAAAACCAUUUCAAUUACAGGAUUAUUGGACAAUCAAUGGUUAUUGAAGAAUCCAGUAUAGGAGGAAGAAUUAUUAAGGUUGAAAAAAUGGCAUGGACUUUAGGGAAAGGAAACUAAGUACAUGAACUAUAAGAAAAAUGUUUAUUAAAUGUAAUAAGCAUACAUUUUACAUCAAUUUCAAUUCCCAUUUUCUAUCGUCAAUUCACUUUGACAAUCACUAGGUACUCGAUCAGUAAAUAACUCUGGUAUCUGAAAUAAAUAUAUUAGUGUUAUGCCA
Galleria mellonella (greater wax moth) is the source of this 563-nucleotide messenger RNA. RefSeq lists its product as uncharacterized. The record is from RefSeq and is a predicted model, not a curated record. The transcript is spliced from 3 exons. Bases 101 to 403 code for a protein of 100 amino acids. NCBI's taxonomy places the organism in Eukaryota, Metazoa, Arthropoda, Insecta, Lepidoptera, Pyralidae.